Molecule: messenger RNA, 5330 nt
Organism: Phlebotomus argentipes
Lineage: Eukaryota; Metazoa; Arthropoda; Insecta; Diptera; Psychodidae
Gene: MESR4
Exons: 4
Coding region: 565-5157 (1530 amino acids)
Biological process (GO): regulation of transcription by RNA polymerase II
Cellular component (GO): chromosome
Molecular function (GO): chromatin insulator sequence binding
Source: RefSeq, a predicted model, not a curated record
GACAGCUAGCUGUGAACGCAGUAUAUUUGUUUCACGACAAGCGAAAAUUCUGGCGAGGAGCGAUAAAUACGCUGAAAAUGCGAUAUUUGCCACUUUUUCGCGGAUAACCGAGUGGAUAUUGUGUGUUUCGUGUACCUUGCAGGCACUCGCGUUGAGUCAGAGUGUGAAAUUAGUGCUAUUGCGUCGCUGCGUGAGUCGAACAAGGGAGUUUUCAUUCUCGUGGGGCGCCCUGCCUCGAGAGGCCAUCUUGUUACUUCACACCUCUUGGCUGGGCUUAUCGCAUUCGCCUGGGAAAAGAGCGUCUCUGAGACUUUUCGGCCGUAUUUUGUGGUGUUUUCUGGUGUGAAGGAAGGUGUCUCGUCAUUGUCCGGAAGGGAGUGUGCGUGAGGCGUAUUACAACUCAUAGAGGUGAUAUUUCGUCACUGCUGACGCCACUAGCAGCGUCUAUCUCGCUAUCUGCGCCCCACUGUGUCCGGAAAGCUACAUUUUGGCCACCAAAACAAACAGAUGCUGAGAUUUGAGGUUAGAUCCGAUUGAGGAGGGAAAAUUCAGAGCGCGUCACAAAUGGAGAAUCCACGUCCCGAAGGGCCAGAGAAUGGUAUUUUCGGCCAGCAAUUCCCCAGGGAGAACUUGAUGGACACCGCGCCGGUCAGAGGCUUCAGUAUCAAUGGAUUUGGACUGUUGGAUCUCACUCAUCACAUUGAGAAUGACACAGUUAUGUCCACAUCAUCCUCCGCGUCUGGCGGAUUGGUUAUUGAUCACGACCUCGAUGCAGAACCGCAGGAAAAUUGUACAGAAGUGGCCAAGAAGUCUACGAUUAGCAGUAACGGACGUCCGGAGGUGUUCCCAACGCCACAGCCGAAGCGACGCUCCAGCGUGUGGAGUGCAGAAAAAUCUCUGGUGGUGAGCAACACGAGAGACUACUCACAGUACUUAGGAAUGCAGCCGUCAGUGAAGUUCAAGUGUUACAAGUGCUUAGAGUCAAAUUUCACCACGCUGAGGCAUUUGAAGGAGCACCAACAAAUCUGCCUCACCCAGAAGACCACGACGCCUGAUGUGGUGAAUGGGCCGAAUGGGCGGCGAAUAAAUGGGGAAUACAAAGCGCCGACAGCGGAAGAUCCCAACACGAAGGUUCGCAUCUCGCGCAAAGUGUUCCUCUGUUCGGCGUGUGGCACGUACUAUGAGAACUUCAAUUUGUUCCUUCACAUGCGUGAGGUGCACAGGAAGCACAUUUGUCUGCUGUGUCUGGGCAUGUUCCCGUCCGCUGAGCGCCUGCAUCAGCAUCUGGAGGGCCGGCAUGGCAUCCUGUCGGCAGAUCUCAACACACCGGACACGCUGCAGAGUCAGCUGAAUUCACAACUCUUCUACCUGAUGUGUGUCACAUGUGAGCACAUCUUCACGGAGCACGAUCACUUCGUUGGCCACAAUUGUGAUACCUUCCUGCAGCCGUGCAAUCUUUGCCAUUUGCGCGGCAGUCAUAGGCCUAAUUGCAAGGCCAGCGCCAGUGAAGUGAAGCCCAAGCGCAAUGGACAGGCGACUGUUGAGCCGCCACAGCAGAAGGUGGCGGAAGCACACGUGCCAGAGCCGCCGGAUCCAAUAGGGGAGCUGUGGAAGAGAUACCUCAACGGGGAUGCGGCGGCUGAGGGGAGAACAGAGACACAGCCAGUGGCUGGUGAGGUGACAUCCACUGUGCAGGAGUGUGAACCGCGUCUUCUGGUGCCAAAGCUCAAGGUGAAGAUCCCGAAGGAGUUCCAAACCAAACUGAACUCGCCGGUGUCGUCGUCAUCGUCUGAAGCGGAAUCCGAGGAGGGUGAGGAGGCCAAUAAGUCAUCUGAGAUGAGUGAAGAGGUCACGCCGCAGGACGAAAGCGCGUCCCAUUGUGUGAAGGAGGAGUUGGAGAAGCCAGAACAGCCUCAGCAGCCGAUGGAGGUGCAGCAACAGCCACCUGAACAGCAGGAGUCAAAUGUCCCAGACGCACCACAAGCAGCAAUUGAGGGAUGUCAAUCGUCAGCAGCGAUGGAGAAGGAAAUCGAAAAGGUAAAGGCAGAACCGAAGCCCGCCGAAGAAGAAGAUGAGGAGGAUGAAGAUGGCAUUGUGAUUGCCAAGAAAGAUGCUCAAAUGUUCGAUUUACGUCUCAAUCAGCCGCUGGAUCGCAUCGAUAUGGUGGAUUUGCUGAGGAUCUGCCUGAAGCACACAAUCCCAAUUUGUCUAUACUGCAAUCAUACCACGAGAAUUGUAGUGAAUGCGAAGUAUUUGGCGCUGCACUUGAUCGGAACGCACAGAUUUAGCGCCACUGUGGAUAGCAUUACGGCAGAGGAGUUGCUGCCAGAGACAAUUGUGGCGCGUGUGAAGAGAUCGCUGGAGGAAUUGGAGGGAGUGUACAUCAAUCUGGAGACAUUUGACAGUCGAGAUGCUGAUAAGGCGCUGGCAAAGCCAUGCGAUCGCUCGUUCCACUGCUUUCAGUGUCGCCUGACGGCGAAGAUACACAAAGAAUUGUAUCAACACAACAGGAAGAUGCACAUGAAGACGGUGAUUCUAUGCUUGAUGUGCAAAUCCGCUUUAUACAGUUACAGCGAAUUGCUGUAUCACAUGUGUCCGGGAUACACGAGCACAGCGGCGGAGUUGAGAUUCCGAUGUGGCUUCUGCAGUUUGCACAACAUCCCAUCGGCCUUCCGGCUUAUGGUGCAUCUGCGCAAGAGACAUGGAAUAUGUGAGAUCUGCCUGGAAGACUGUGGGGAUCAGUUUAAGCUGUCGAAUCACGUGUGGAAGCACAAAUUGCAGCACUUAUGCUUCCGCUGUGGCAUUGUCUAUCGGAAUAAGCCGGACAUUACGAAGCAUCUGUUCUGGAAGCAUGGCACAGAGAGUGUCACGUGCAAGAAGUGCUUGCAGAAGAAAUGGCCACUGGUGUAUCACUUUUGCACGCCACCAGCACAGUUCACGUGUGAACACUGUCCGCAGAUUUUCACGCGGGCAGUGUCACUGACGGUGCACAGGCGAGUGCACACGGGUGAUUUGAAGUAUGCGUGCGAGGAGGAGAAUUGCGACAAGAAGUUCAUCUCGAAGAAGUUGCUGGAGAAGCACACACUGAAGCACAGUCAGUUUAUAGCUGAUGAGCCGGUGUUUAUCGGGGCGGAGGAGAAGCACACGCCGGCGGAGGUGGAAAAGGAGACGGCUGUGGUGGAGAAGGACGAGCAGGCGGCCGGAGUGACAGAGAAGAGCGACAAGGGAGAGAAGAAGGUGAAGAAAUCGAAGAAGCGCGAGGUGGAUUUGAUGGAUAUCGACUUGCCGGCACCGAAUCUCUCAGAGAGUGACAGUGAUAUGGAUGUGGACAAGGAGGACUCGACCGAUGUGGUGGUGGUGAAGGAAGUGGUGCCGCAGGAGGCGCCAGUGGAGCUUCCUAAGCCGGCGGACGUUGAGGAGAAGGACAAGACAGAGGAGGAGGAGGAGGAGGUGAAGACGAAGCCCGUGCCGAUGGAUGUGGAGGAAGAGGAGGAGAAGGCGGCUCCGGUGGAGGGGAUUUGGGAGAAUUUCAAGACCUACCAGACGCUGCAACAGCAGGCCAGCAAAGUGGAGGAUGAGGAGGAGGCGGAGAAGGACGAUGGCGAGGUGUCUGUGCCAAUUCUGCAUGUGUCACAGAGUGAUCAUGACUACUGCUCAAUCUACAAAGUGGCUGGAAAGGGGAAGCCGGAGGAGACUGAUGUGAAGCCGGCGCUGGAAAAGCCCCAGGCGGUGGUGAAGUCUGACUCUAGUGACUCGAGCAGUGAUUCAGGAUCGAGUUGCACCUGUGAAUCCAACUGCAGUUGCUCCAGCUCAAGCAGUUCGGGCAGCUCGAGUACAUCAUCAUCAUCUAGUGAUGAGGAUGAUGCGAAGAAUCCGGGUGAGCGCAAGAGGAAGCGCCUGAAGAGGCGGGACAAGGGCGCCAGCAGGGAGAUGAAAGAAGAGAGUAAGGUCAAUCCGAAUGUGAUUGACGUGGUGACGGUGGAGAAGGGUCAGGAGGGUGAUGAGAAUUACGAGGUGUUUUACGAAUCUGACCUGGUGACUGAUGAAUCAGAGACGGAUGAGGAUUUCUAUGAUGAACACCCGCAGAAGAUCGCCCGGGAGAUGAUGAUGGCGUGGAAUAGGAAGUUCGACGAUGAGUCCAGGGAGGAUGGCACGAUGGCGGCGGAUGAGGCGGAGGAGGAGGUGCCGAUGAAGCGUGAGAAGCCGGUGAAGGUGAAGCGGAAGAAGAAGGAGAAGCGACACCAGAAGUUGCCGCCACUCAAGCUGAGUUUGCCACCAGUGGCGCCAAUACUCACAGCUGCCCUGAUGGCUUCCACGCCACUCGUGAGCUCAAGCCUGACGCCCGGAACGCCCAGCAGUGCCACGAUGAGUGAGAUGAGUGCUUCGGGUGUUAAGAGGAGCAAGAGACGGAGGAUUCCCAACAAAUUCUACGGAUAUUCGAGUGACGAGGAGACAACGGGUGGCUCCAAUUCCAAUACACCUCAUCCGCCGGCCGUGCUGAAGCCCAUUCAGCCGCCGAAUCUGGUGUGGUGCAAGGAGGAUCUGCCACAGAGUAGUGGCAAUGCCAAGAUGCGCUCGCCCAGCUUCCAGUCGCUCCUCAUGGCGAAGAAGUCGUCGCCGAGCAGUGACUUCGCCACGUACAACGUCCAGCCGCCGGCACAGCUGCCGCCGCAAAUCUUCGCCUCCACGUCGCCGGCGCCCAAGGAGUCCACGCCCACCGUGCAGCCGCUGCGGCUGCCCAUCCCACCCGUGGUGCCCGUGAAUCGCUCGUACUCGGACAUGGCGGAGGUGCAGACGAGCGGCGAGGCGCCGGCGUCGGGUAGCGGCGAGGAGGGGGAGGAGGAGGAAGAGGAGGAGAGUGAGUCCAGCGAUGCCAGCCACCUGGAGAUCCGCGACUCCACAGCCAACAGAAUGUCAUUUCCUGGCCAGCCGGAGGCGCGCAAGGCAGCGCCGGAGGAGAAGCCCGCGGACAAUGUCUACUGCUACUGCCGCUGUCCGUACGACGAGGUCUCCGAGAUGAUCGCGUGCGACGGGGAGAACUGCGCCAUUGAGUGGUUCCACUUCGAGUGUGUGGGCAUCAUGGUGCCGCCCGUGGGCAAGUGGUAUUGCCCACAAUGCAAGCUGAAGCAGGAGAAUGCGGCGGCCGCGUACUAUUAGCUUCUCCCCGUUCGCCCUCAUCGUCGGCGUCACCGUUUUACUGUUCAGGACAUGAGAGUAUAUUGUAUCAAUGUAUAAAUUUUAUGUGAUAAUGCAUUACAAUAGUAACAUGCAGUUGAAUGGAUAAAAUGACUUAGUAAUGUAAAUGCAAAAAAUAAAGUAGGUUUAAUUGC